Molecule: messenger RNA, 2269 nt
Organism: Gymnodraco acuticeps
Lineage: Eukaryota; Metazoa; Chordata; Actinopteri; Perciformes; Bathydraconidae
Product: fatty acyl-CoA hydrolase precursor, medium chain-like
Exons: 13
Coding region: 213-1895 (560 amino acids)
Molecular function (GO): hydrolase activity
Source: RefSeq, a predicted model, not a curated record
UGCUAUUAAUCGCGCACUCAAAAAGGAAGAGCUGCUCAUUUGACGAAGCAAAUGCGAGAGAUAGCUGAGUUGACCGCAGUCUUGUACUGCACGUAAUAGGUUAAGAAGUGCAGGAUUCCACUGGUCAAAGUUGAGACAGCUUCUUUCGAGGUUUCAUUUCCAGUCCUUCCUGUUUGCAGAGCCAAGCAGUGUGAGCCGCAGACACCACCACCAUGACGUUCCGUGGAAAACAAACGUUCUUCUUUCUGACGUCUGUGUUAUUCCUCUAUGUUGCUGCAGAUCCACAUGCACCUGAAGUCCAGACAAAGCUGGGAAGCCUGAGAGGUCAGACUCUGAGUGUCAAGGGGCAGGAGAAUGGGGUCCAUGCCUACCUGGGUAUCCCAUUUGCAAAGCCACCUGUGGGCCCUGCUCUGAGACUGGCUGCCCCCCAGCCUGUGGAGGGAUGGGAAGGAGUGAGAGACGCCACCAAGCAGCCACCCAUGUGUGUUCAAUAUAAAAAGUUAACCUUAGAUCUGUUGGAAAAACUUGGUGGCAUGGUCGUGGAUUUGCCAGACAUUUCAGAGGACUGCCUUUACCUCAACAUUUACACUCCUGCCGACAGAACCCCCGAUACCAAGCUCCCUGUCAUGGUCUGGAUUCAUGGUGGAGGGUUUGCUAUGGGGUCAGCUUCCACGUAUGAUGGCUCCGCCCUGGCUGCUUACCAGGAUAUGGUCGUAGUUCUGAUCCAGUACCGUUUGGGACUUCUGGGCUUUCUCAGCACUGGAGAUGAGCACAUGUCUGGGAACUUUGGCAUGCUGGACCAGGUAGAAGCUCUGAGGUGGAUCCAGCAGCACAUUCACAACUUUGGAGGAAACCCAGAUGUAGUUACAAUAUUUGGGGAGUCUGCUGGCGGAGUGAGCGUAUCUCUACUGCUCCUCUCACCGUUGUCUGAUGGCCUCUUCCAUCAUGCCAUUGCUGAGAGUGGCACUGCUGGAAUGGAUCUUCUUGUUGCAAAUGAUCCUCUACCAUUAGCACAGAUGGUGGCAAAUAUGUCUGGCUGUAGCCUCGAAAGCACACAGAAGAUCGCUGAUUGCAUGAGAAUCGUCGACGUAAAAACUAUUGAGGCUUUGGGAGAGGAUCAAACCUUGAGAAUCUCUGUAAAUGUUGAUGGACACUUCCUGAGAAAAACUGUGGACGAGCUGUUCCGUACACAUGAAUUUCUUACCGUACCAUUCAUGACCGGCAUUAAUAAUGAUGAAGGGGGCUGGAUGCUUGCUGGUUCUUUUGCCCCUCCAAACUGGACAGAGGGGAUAGAUAAGGAGCAUUUGAUGAACUCUCUGUACCUCUUCUUCCCUAAUCCCGAAGAUGCAAUUCUUAGAGAGUUAGUGUUAGAGGAAUAUAUUGGAACGGGUGAAGAUCGUGUGAAGAAUAGAGACGGGUUCACCGAGCUGUUAGGGGAUAUGAUUUUUAACAUUCCUGCCAUUAAGACCGCUAUUGCCCACAGAGAUGCAGGUGCUGAUGUAUACCUGUAUGAGUACCAGUACCCUCCACAAAUCCUGAAGUCAAGAAGGCCAAGUUUUGUUGGGAGUGACCAUGGAGAUGAGAUCUUUACAGUUCUCGGAUUGUGCUUUACAACUACCCAUGUCACAUUACCCGAGCCAUGCACUGAGGAGGAGGAACAGCUUAGCAGAAAAAUGAUGAGCUACUGGAGCAACUUUGCUCGCACAGGGUCUCCUAAUGGGGAUGGGCUGACCCACUGGCCAAAGUACGGCACAGGAGAAGAAUACUUGUCAAUUGAUUUAAAGGAGCAGGUAGCUGGCCAGCGCCUUAGGGAGAAGCGGUUUGUCUUCCUGACUCAGACUCUCCCAGAAAAGAUCCGACAACACAAAGAGAAGAUGGAGCGCAACAAGCCUUAGAACAGUCUCCGUCACCUCCCAAUUUGGGAAAUGUUUGUGUUGCAGUGGCAUAAAAAGACAUGUCAUUGUGCAAUACAAAUUAAAAGACAAGACUCAUCUGGGAUUUGAAACUAUACAUUCCUGAGUUGAACCCUCAUCAUGUACCAGUAUGUUUCAUGUGAACAACCAGGAGCCACUACAUAUGUGAUUAAAAUGUAUAUUGUUAUAAUAUGGGAAUCAAAUUGAUUACCUGUUUUAUCCUGUUUAUUAUGCAUAUGGCCUCGCUAAACCUACUUCUGGGAAAAGAUGUACGUUGUGAUUAUGUUAUUGUAAGAAUUUUGUGGCUUCUCAACUCAGUACAUAAAUAUAUUAAAAGAAAAAACAUAUUAUAACUA